Messenger RNA from Brugia malayi, 1554 nucleotides. Its product is annotated as Sodium Bile acid symporter family protein. The coding region runs from base 1 to 1554 and encodes 517 amino acids. The transcript is spliced from 10 exons. The record is from RefSeq and is a predicted model, not a curated record. Gene Ontology annotation, cellular component: membrane. NCBI's taxonomy places the organism in Eukaryota, Metazoa, Nematoda, Chromadorea, Rhabditida, Onchocercidae.
AUGACUUCCCGCGGUUGCCCAUUUUUUUUAUUGAUACGACUGAUCUUGAAUAUGAUGGUAUCAGUGACUAGCUCUGGAAUACAAUCAGUUGCUCGAAUUCGAUUUGAUCCUCCUUAUAUUCAUGAUCUCAUGGCUGGUACCAAUAAAACGGUUAAAGUAACCGUUGAUUUGGAUACGAAUCGUCAGGAAUUUGCAAAACUACCACCCAAAAAAUCAUUUGCAGUUUUUCUAAAAUCAAUUGAUGAAGAUAUUGCUACAGCAGCAAAAGAGCGAAAACAAUUCAAAUUAGGAGAAUAUUCAUCGAAGAGAAACAACUCAGAAACAUAUGAAGUAAAUAUCACACUUACUGGACAUUUCCUGGGUAAAACAGCUGUAAAAGUACGUUUAUUAAGUAUGGAUGAAACUAUGGAUGAUGAUCGAUUUUUAUAUGAGAUAAGCGAAAGUGGAAAUGAUUUUGGCCAGCAGGAUAAUAUGCUUGAUGUUUGGGUUAUUCAAGACAAUAAACGGCUUGAAAAUCGAUUAUUUUUAUCAGCAUUGGUCAUUUUAAUUAUUAUCGCUAAUAUUUUGAUGGGAUGCGAACUUGAUGGGCGUGUUAUGCUGGAAGUAAUUAAAGAACCUGUUGCACCGAUGAUCGGUUUUUGCACUCAAUUUAUUGCGAUGCCUUUACUUGCUUGGGGUAUUGCAAAUAUUAUUUUUACCGCUAAUGGUUUGCAUUCUUUUGCACUUGGCUUAUUUGUUACUGGUUGUGUACCUGGUGGUGGUGCCAGCAACUAUUGGACUGUUCUGUUAGAUGGUAAUUUGCCAGUGUCUCUAACAAUGACAUUUUGUAGCACCAUAGCAGCUUUAGUAAUGAUACCAUUUUGGAUGUGGCUUUUGGGUUUUCAUUUUCUCGACAGUUUUCAUCCUGAAGCAAUUAUCAAGAUUCCAUACAUCAAAAUUCUCUCGUCUUUGGUUAUAAUGAUAGUUCCAUUGAUUUUUGGUGUUGCAAUUUCACAUUUCAAGCCAACAUUACGACUUCAGGCUCGAAAGAUAAUGCGGCCAUUUAUCAUAUUCGUCCUGAUUUUUUUAAUUGGUUUCGGAGCACUGGCCAAUAUAUAUAUGAUUCGUUUGUUGACAUGGACAGCUGUUAUUGGAAGUUUAUUGCUUCCUUGGUGUGGCUUUGCAAUUGGCUGCUUGACAGCAGUUAUUCUUCGGCAAUCACCACCAAAUGUCACUUCAAUAGCAAUCGAAACUGGUAUUCAAAAUACAGGCAUAGCUAUCAUGUUGAUAAAAUUUUCGUUUCCUGAUCCCGAUGCUGACAUUAGUGCAUUGAUUCCUGUUAUUUGUGCAAGUAUGACACCAGUACCGCUUCUGUUCAUUGUAGCAAUACACUGGUUAUGCAAAAAGCUUGAAAUGAGAAGAAAUGCAAAAAGUAGUCAUAUCGAAGAGAUAGCAGUGAAAAUUAAUCCAGGAAUUGAUAAUUCUAAUGGAACUCCUAUUAUUAAAUAUAAAUCGAAUCCAAAUGAUGAUAGCCCAUUAAUGAAUAUAAAUGAAAAACGAAAUAUCUCGCGAUAG